GUGCAUUUUAUUUACUUAGCUUCGAACUCAACUGACGUCACAUCCUUUCGUUGUACGUGUUUUGUUUAAGGCAGGCAGGGUUGAAGUCAGCGUCGGGCAGGAUGUUGCGGCUUCGAUGUAAGACCAAAAACGGGAGCCACAUUAUGCAAGGCUUGACUCAUCAGUCCUGUGUCCAGGAGCUGAAGAGUAAGGUGGAGGAGUUAACAGGGAUUCCAUGCAAUGUGCAGAAAAUAAUGGUUGGCUACCCACCAUCCAGCCUUGAUCUUAGGAAUUUAGAUGCCCAUUUAAAGGACUAUCCGAUCAAGUCAGGAGACACACUCAUUGUUGAGGAGGAAAAGAACAAGCCAAAACCUCAGGAUCAUCCCAUUGUGAAAGCACCCCACUUGAAACUCUCACCGGGGCUGGCACGUCGAGUGGUCCCAGCUGACAACUCCUGCCUCUUCACCAGUGUGUAUUACGUUGUAGAAGGAGGUGUGUAUGACCCCGCUUGUGCCCCAGAAAUGCGCAGCCUUAUUGCUCAGAUAGUGUCGAGUGACCCUGCAGCUUACUGUGAGGCAGUGCUGGGAAAAACCAAUGAGGAAUAUUGCUCUUGGAUAAAACGUGAUGACACCUGGGGAGGAGCCAUUGAGGUGUCCAUCUUGUCUAAGUUUUACCAGUGUGAGAUCUGUGUGGUGGACACUCAGACAGUUAGGGUAGAUAGAUUUGGGGAGGAUUCUGGCUACCAAAAACGCGUGUUACUCAUCUACGACGGCAUCCACUAUGACCCUCUGCAAAAAGAGGUUCCCAGUUCUGAUGCCCCUCCUCAGACUAUCUUCUCUACCACUGAUGACAUAAUCUUGGCCCAAGCCCUUGAGCUGGCGGACGAGGCUCGCCGCAAGCGUCAGUUCACAGACGUUAACCGCUUUGCACUACGCUGCAUGGUGUGCCAGACAGGCCUGGUGGGACAAAAGGAGGCCCGGGAGCAUGCCAAGGAGACGGGCCACACCAAUUUUGGUGAAGUGUGAAAGUUGUAUUAUCUUCUCCCCCUUUCACAGAUACAACCACCACCAACUCCUCUGCCCUCAUGUCCGGCGAGUUCUGUUGGCCUGCUUGUGUUAUCCUCUACCUCACAUUAUCCUAUUGCAUAUUUGGAGAAUCCUCAGACACUGUGUUAAGCCUCUAAUUGGUUCAGUAUUACUUUUUAACUGCUGAAAGCUCUUAAGGUCAAAAAUGCUACUGUAGUACUAAUCCAUCGUGUGGGUUGGUAAUGGAUCAUUUCAGAUAUUUUCAGUGAAGUGGAGUUAUAUAUGCAAACAAUUCUUAGGAUUUGUUUUGGUCUGUUGAGAUUACUAAUCUCAUUGAUGGAACCAAUGUGGCUUAUGCUUUGAGCAGAAAAUGCACCAGAUUGCCGCUACUUAAACCGCAACUGACCAAACUUGCUUUAUACACGUCACUGCAAAGGGUUUAGAACAAUGACUAAGAAUUAUUUGUACUGGGAUGUGAUCCAAUUCACUGUUGUCUUAAACACAGCACUGCAAGUAUGACUGUUACCCAUGUUGGUUUUAUAGUGUUGUUUUCUAUUUGCAGACAAGUGUCAGAAAUUAGCUAGUGGGGUUAUUUGGCUAGCUUCAGAUAUCUAUAUGUUGAGCAUGUGUAAAUGUGUUCUAUUGCUAAAAGCUAGAGUCAUACAUCAACGUAUGUGCUGUUUGUGACAUCCGUUUGAAUUUAUGGAGCAGUUGGCAUUAAAACUGAAUAAAUACUAAAAUAUCAUAUAGCAAAGUGUGUGCAAAUUAGCUCGAGUAUGUCUUUUCGUUUUUUGGUGUAAACAAUAGCAUUUACCAGUGAUCUUGUUCUGUUGGAUAAUUUCAAAUGACAGUGCUGGAAACUGAUUUCACAAGAUCUGUAGCUCAUGACUUAUUUGAUUGGUUUAAAGGGUUUUCAGGAGUUUGUAAUUCUGGUUUGCAGGUUUUAAAUAUCAUGCUGUGAAAGUUAUAUAUAUAUUUUUUUUUUGUAUUUUUGAACUGCUGCGCAUUUAAAUACUUCAAAUGUAUUAAAAGUGUGUAGUUUAACAGAAUAAUGCGAGAGGUGUAGUGUGGGGACUAGAAAUCCUAACUAUAGGGUGUGUGUAUAAGAUCAGCUUUACCUGUUAGUCUUUUUGUCUUCUUUUGCUAAUUAACCAUAAUUGUUUACCUUCUCAUUUAAUAUUUAAGAUGUUUUUGUUGUUGUCUUGACUAAUUAAAUGCAUGAUUAGGUUUAACCCUUUAACUUUUAAUGCAACAUAUAUCUCCACCUGUGUCUUGUGUUGAUGGGACAGUUAAGGUCUUAAUAUUUGGUGCACGUUAACUAAAGAUUGCCAGUCUUCUACUGUACAUUUUGCACAACAGGAGCAUGUUCUCACAUUUUAUAAUUAAGUCAUGGCAUCAUCGCUUUGCAUGGAAUUACAGUAAGUCAAACACCAGCCCAGAGAAGGUUUAUUUGGGGAUGAUUGUCUGUUUUUUUCAGGCAGUUAUCUUGUUGCCUAAAAUUGUGUUAAACCAGUAUUUCUUUUUCACACACAUUUUAUGACGAUAUUGAUACUGCGUUGUUGCCAAAAUGGUAAGUUUGACUGGGGAAGAGCUGAUUGAUACUUUUUAAACAUCAGAGGAUGGGGGUGAGGGUAUGAUGAUAUAUAACACAAACAAGAGUUGUGUUUUUAUGUGUGUUGUGCAUCAUUUACAUUUUGUAGUCUGUUUUGUUAUGAAAAUGGAUUAAUGAGCUUGCAUAAUAUGAAACAAUAAAAUAUCUUGUUUGUAUUUACCAAGUUUUCAUGACUAACAACAACAAUGAAUGUUGCACACAAAGCACUAUGGAAUAACUGGAUUUACUUGAUUUUUUUUCCAGUGUUGUCACAAUUAAAAGCUAUAUCCAAAA
This is a messenger RNA of Girardinichthys multiradiatus, 2889 nucleotides long. RefSeq names its product YOD1 deubiquitinase (gene yod1). Gene Ontology annotation, biological process: endoplasmic reticulum unfolded protein response; protein deubiquitination. The record is from RefSeq and is a predicted model, not a curated record. Gene Ontology annotation, molecular function: protein binding; cysteine-type deubiquitinase activity. The transcript is spliced from 3 exons. Bases 102 to 1004 code for a protein of 300 amino acids. NCBI's taxonomy places the organism in Eukaryota, Metazoa, Chordata, Actinopteri, Cyprinodontiformes, Goodeidae. Gene Ontology annotation, cellular component: cytosol; nucleus.